Phyllostomus hastatus (greater spear-nosed bat) is the source of this 1954-nucleotide messenger RNA. It is a transcript of the gene TLCD3B, whose product is annotated as TLC domain containing 3B. Bases 319 to 1146 code for a protein of 275 amino acids. The transcript has 5 exons. Gene Ontology annotation, molecular function: sphingosine N-acyltransferase activity. The record is from RefSeq and is a predicted model, not a curated record. Lineage: Eukaryota; Metazoa; Chordata; Mammalia; Chiroptera; Phyllostomidae. Gene Ontology annotation, cellular component: endoplasmic reticulum; membrane. Gene Ontology annotation, biological process: ceramide biosynthetic process; lipid homeostasis.
UUCGCAUCUUCCUCCUCCUCCAGUACCCUCUCCUUCUCUGUCCUCUUACCAUGUCCUCCCCUCCUCAUCUGCCUCCCUCCCUCUGGCUGGCUUUCUCUUGCUCCCUUCCUCAGAUCCACCCUGUGCCUGGCCUCUCCCCUUUCUUCAUCUAAUCUGACUCCCUUUCCCCUUCCUCUGGCCUGACUGCCCUGACCCAUCCCUUCCUGCCCUGCCCCCUUUGUGCCCCUUUCUCUUUUUCUCUCUCCUUCUCCGGCUUUGCAUUUUUCCUCCACCUCUAAUUCCCUUCAGCUCAGCCUCCCCGCCCAGGUCUGAGCCAACAUGCUGACCCCAAUGGUGGCUGGGGGGGUGGUGUUCCCCGGACUCUUCCUCCUCUCCAAGAACACACUCCAGCGGUUGCCCCAGCUGCGCUGGGAGGAGGCCGACGCGGUCAUUGUUUCAGCCAGGCUAGUGUCCUCUGUCCAAGCUGUCAUGGCCUCCACAGCUGGCUACAUCGUCUCCACCUCCUGCAAGCACAUCAUUGAUGACCAACACUGGCUUUCCUCUGCCUACACACAGUUUGCAGUGCCCUACUUCAUCUAUGAUAUCUACGCCAUGUUUCUCUGUCACUGGCACAAGCACCAGGUCAAGGGGCACGGAGGGGAUGAAGGAGGGGCCAGGGCCCCAGACAGCACCUGGGCUGUGGCGCGCGGCUACCUGCACAAGGAGUUCCUCAUGGUGCUCCACCACGCAGUCAUGGUGCUGGUGUGCUUCCCGCUGUCGGUGGUGUGGCGGCAGGGCAAGGGAGAUUUCUUUCUCGGCUGCUUGCUGAUGGCAGAGGUCAGCACACCCUUCGUCUGCCUUGGCAAGAUCCUUAUCCAGUACAAGCAGCAGCACACACUGCUGCACAAGGUGAACGGGGCCCUGAUGCUGCUCAGCUUCCUCUGCUGCCGGGUGCUGCUCUUCCCCUACCUGUACUGGGCCUACGGGCGGCACGCGGGCCUGCCACUGCUCGCCGUGCCCCUCGCCAUUCCGGCCCACGUCAACCUGGGCGCCGCGCUGCUGCUUGCCCCCCAGCUCUACUGGUUCUUCCUCAUCUGCCGCGGGGCCUGCCGCCUCUUUCGGCCCCGGAGCUCCCCGCCGCCCUCUCCCAGUCAGACCCAGGACUGAGGGUGGAGCCAGGAGAUCCUCCCCCACCACACACGCACACCCCGACGGGGACAGGGCUCUGGGACUGCUGUACGGGGGUGGGGAACCAGGGGCCUGAAAACCCCUUGACUGACGAAUGGACUCCGAAGAAGUGGGCACAGAUUCCCUCAAGGGGCUAAGGGGCAGGGACCAGGUGAAGUGCAAGGCAGGGAGAGAAGGCCUGUUCUCCCCAGGGUGUCUGAGCUGAGGUCAGUGAACCCCUUCCUACACACCCCCUUCUCUGAUCCAACCCUGGGGCCGUGGAGUGCGAAGGGCCGAGGAAGGGCCACCACUGCCCACCCACUGAAGGCUCGAGGACUGUGGGGAGAUGAUGGAGACUCAAGGGAACCGGGCGUCAAAGAAUGUGGGGGAGGCCCUGUGGCCAAGGCCUUCCCAUACCCCCUGCUGCAAACUCCUCUUAGCUCUCUGACGUCUGGGAGGGAAGGGACACCCUAACUAACCCCCAUGGCCUUGCUCAGGGCUGGCUGCCCCCAUAGCUCCUCUCCAGGGGAGGCCAGCCUGAGGAAUCUUACUUAUUUUAUUUAUUCGCCCAAAUUCAGACUAGUCUGUUGGGGUGGGGGGAGGGAGAUGGCUGCUAUCCCCGGCCUUCCCAGUGCUGAGCAAUCCCCGGGCAGGUGAGGGGCACCCAGUUCCUUCCCCCUCAGGCUGCACAUCUUGCCCUCAGGCCGUGGCAUGUCCCUGGUGCUACAGACCUCUUAAGGCUUCCUCCGGUCUGGGGUCGGGGGACCCUGGGAGGUGCUUUACAGGCCGCUAAUAAAGACGAUCUGCG